GCCUGUUUUCCACCUGCUGCUGAUUCUACACAAUCAAAAACAUAAAUAUUAUUCUGUAACAGAAAUUCUGUAACAGAAUUUCUGUUGUCGAAAUAUAUAAAAAUCUUUCUGGCUUUUCCAUUUAAUGUAAUCGAAGUGCGUUCAAUAAUUACAAAUCAACCAGAAAUUAAACCAAAACUUAUCAGCAUUUUUUUAACCCGAACACUUUCUGAAUGAAAUUUCUCCAAAAUCGCUCAUGUGACGCCAAACCCCAUGUUCUAACGACAACGUUCUAACAUCUCUCUAAAUAGUUUUUGUACAAUGUCAUCAGCCGAACCCUCCUCCAAUAUUUCCAUGGCCAUCAGCGAUUCCAGUACGACGACUGGGGGUGGUGGUCCGAAGAUGAUGUUUGCCCCAUUUUCCUCCCUGAUCUCGCCCACAUUUUGGGGCAAGUUUGACGAGGUAAAGGUCGAAGUAUUGCAGUUAAAUGAGGACCCCGUCCCGAUUUGUGGUUUCUACGCCCCCCACGACAUGCCCGGCGUCAACCCCAUUAUCUCCGUCGAUAACACGAGCUUCGAUGUUACUUCGAAACCACACUAUGGCGCAAUAAAGGCCCCAGGAAUGAUUAAGACGACCAUUUCAGCCGAACAUUUCAAAGCCAUUGAUUACAACGAAUUGAUGCGAAACUUUGGGAAAAGCCUUUUUGGAGAAAUGCUCUUCAGUGAGGAAGGGUUGACCAGAUUGGCACAAAAUCCAACAAUGUUGGCCAGUUUCUUCAUUUUGACAUAUGCCGAUCUGAAAAAGUACAAAUUUCUAUUUUGGUUUGGAUUCCCUGCCAUAAGUUUGCCAUCCGUUGAGACUUUUAAGGUUGGAGGAAGUACGGUACCAGCCAGCGAAGCGUUUCCCAAUUAUGAGCAGGACCUCGCCAAAAGACUUCAGCAGCAACAGCAGCAGGAAUCUGGGGAAGGAGGCAAAGGAUUUUUCCUUCUUGUCAAAAAUUCCGAGGGAUCGAUUGAGUUGAAAUCCCUUGAACAAAUUGAUCAGAUUAUCACUAGCCAGACUCCCUUGAGCAAUUUAUGGUUCGGAUUUCUGGACACGAGUUCAAUCGAUGAUACACCGUCCUGGGUUUUGAGGAACUAUUUAGCAUUCAUCAAAUUAAAAUUGAAAUUGCCUGCGGAAUCUGAGGUUAACAUAUUUUCAUACCGUCCUGGGAGGUCAGCCACUAUGAAAGAUGUUAGUUGCUCGUAUCGAGUCUUAUUUCACGGUAUUGAAGGAGCCGUCGAUUCGCUGGACACUGUUAAAUUUGUCGGAUGGGAACGAAACGAUAAGGGCGCUUUCGGACCAAAGCAUGUCGAUGCCCAGAUGACGAUGGAUCCCAUCAAAUUAGCGGAAAACUCGGUCGAUUUCAAUCUCAAACUAAUGAAGUGGCGACUCUUCCCAGAGUUUGAUUUGAAAAUGAUGCAUCGUACAAAGUGUUUAAUUAUUGGGGCUGGUACACUGGGCUGUAAUGUUGCGAGGUGUUUGAUGGGUUGGGGAGUUCGCCACAUUGCAUUUGCCGACAAUGGAAAUGUAUCCUAUUCGAAUCCUGUGAGGCAGAGCUUAUACAAUUUUGACGAUUGUAGCAGCGGAGGGAAAGGGAAGGCCGAAACGGCGGCUGCAAGUCUGAAAAAAAUUUUCCCUGGGAUAAAAUCCCAGGCGGCGAAGAUAAUGGUUCCAAUGCCCGGGCAUCCCAUCUCGGCCGGAACCGUGGAACAGGUUAAGAAAGAUUAUGACAAGCUGGUGGAAUUGGUACAGGAGUGCGACGUCAUGUUCCUGUUAAUGGACACGAGAGAAAGUCGAUGGUUGCCCACCGUGCUUGGUGCAAAAUACGGAAAAAUUGUGAUAAAUGCAGCCUUGGGAUUCGACAGCUACCUCGUCAUGAGGCACGGAAUGAGCGUACCUGGCACCAACAAACGGACGCUCGGCUGUUAUUACUGUACUGAUGUCGUUGCACCGGGCGAUUCCACCAAGGACAGGACGCUAGAUCAACAAUGUACCGUUACUCGUCCCGGGGUGUCAAUGAUUGCAGCUGCCCUUGCUGUGGAACUAAUGGCGUCGAUUUUGCAUCAUCCAGAAAAAGCAAUGGCCCCCGGAAACGUGAUGGACAGCGACUCGAGUCUGACCUUAGGAUUCGUCCCUCAUUCCAUUAGAGGAUUUUUAGGCACGGGAGAACAAAUAUCGCCCAGCUUCCAGGCGUAUGACAAAUGCACCGGGUGUUCAGAAAAGGUCCUCGCAGAGCUGGAUCAACGCGGUUUCGACUUUGUCACCGAUGUACUCAACAGUUCGUCAGAAUAUUUAGAAAAAUUGACUGGUUUGGACAAGAUGAAGGAAAUUGCAGACUUGGCUGAAGGGAUUAUCGAAUUAUCGGAUGACGAUGACGACUUUUGAGUGCUCACUCUACUCACCCAUCAACCAACCACUUCGUGUUCAUAUUCUAUUUAUAUUAUUAUGCAAUUACCAUUGUCAACACCAUUGCCAAAUUCCUUGUCAUGCUUGUUAGACGACGACACUUAUUGCUUUCUCUGCCUAAACUAAUGUAUUUGUGUAUAUUAUGCAAACUACCUUAAUUGCCUCAUUAUAAUAAUGAGAUGACCCCGAGUCAAAUCCAUCUUGAAAAUUUGUAUUAAUAUUCCUGCAUCGCCGGUGAGUUCAGGGCGUAAAUAUAAAAUCCUCGAGGCUGCGCCAUGCCCUACUUUAAAAAUUUUGUCGGUGUUCUCUGGUUCUCGUUAAUUAUUGGGAAUGUGAAUUUCACUCCAGGUUUGUUAUGCUAUACUUGUAGACAGUGUUUCUUGCAAGAAAUAACCGGAAGGCAAGUUUCUUUCAGCUAUUUUGACCUGCAAGAAACGCGUGGCUCGGGGGCGCAUAUUUCUUGUGUUUCUUGCUUGCAGUGCAAAAAUACAGGAAACCCGCAAGAAACGAAACACUGUUUGUAGAUUUAUUUUGCAAUAUGAUAUCAUAAAUCUGAAUAAAAAGCAAUACAUUAUUUUCUA
Molecule: messenger RNA, 3008 nt
Organism: Folsomia candida
Lineage: Eukaryota; Metazoa; Arthropoda; Collembola; Entomobryomorpha; Isotomidae
Gene: Atg7
Product: ubiquitin-like modifier-activating enzyme ATG7
Exons: 13
Coding region: 301-2406 (701 amino acids)
Biological process (GO): autophagosome assembly; C-terminal protein lipidation; protein modification by small protein conjugation
Cellular component (GO): cytoplasm; phagophore assembly site
Molecular function (GO): Atg12 activating enzyme activity; Atg8 activating enzyme activity
Source: RefSeq, a predicted model, not a curated record